This is a messenger RNA of Fusarium mangiferae, 645 nucleotides long. RefSeq lists its product as uncharacterized. NCBI's taxonomy places the organism in Eukaryota, Fungi, Ascomycota, Sordariomycetes, Hypocreales, Nectriaceae. The transcript is spliced from 2 exons. The record is from RefSeq and is a predicted model, not a curated record. Gene Ontology annotation, molecular function: electron transfer activity. The coding region runs from base 1 to 645 and encodes 214 amino acids.
AUGCAUGCCUCUCCAAUCAAGCUUCUGGCCCUUUCCGCUAGCACCGUCUCUGCCGCCGUCCACGUCGUCAAGGUCGGUGAGAACGGCUUAAACUUCACACCUGCACAGACGUCCGCGAAAAUAGGAGACACAGUAGAGUUUCAUUUCUACGAAGGCUUCCACUCCGUUGCCCAGAGCAGCUUCGCCAAGCCCUGUGAGCCCAUCAACAGCACUGCCUUCUUCAGCGGUGACCAGAAUGUCAAGACCAAGGUCAGCGAUAAGGUCUUCACCAUCGAGGUCAAGACCGACGAUCCCAUCUGGUACUACUGCGCUGUCCAAGGACAUUGUCAAGGGGGCAUGGUAGGGGCCAUAAAUGCUCCUACCAGCGGUGCUAAGAGCUUUGACAACUACGCCAAGGCUGCCGCCGACUCUGAAGAUAGCUCUGCUCCCAAGUCCACCGGAGGAGGCACACUUGGAGCUGCUGAGACAGGAAGCGCCUCAGGUUCUGCCUCUGGUACAGCCACCGCCACUGCUACGGAGAGCGGAACUGCUGCCAGCGCUUCAGCAACAGAGAGCGGCAACGCCGGUAUCGAGGCUCGAGGACAGAUCCAGUGGGGUCUUAUGAGCGGCGCCAUUGCUGCCCUCUUUGGCGGCCUGAUGAUGUAG